Gasterosteus aculeatus aculeatus (three-spined stickleback) is the source of this 5043-nucleotide messenger RNA. It is a transcript of the gene iffo1b, whose product is annotated as intermediate filament family orphan 1b. Lineage: Eukaryota; Metazoa; Chordata; Actinopteri; Perciformes; Gasterosteidae. The record is from RefSeq and is a predicted model, not a curated record.
UCCUCCGAUCCCGCAGCGCCCGCCGUCACAUCUCGAUGCCAGAACCUCCGUGACUUCGGUGGAUUCCUUCUCCUCGCCCUGCGUCAUUUCCUUCAUCUAAUCAACGUUUAUUUUUUGCAGGUGUCGCCGCCGUUCGCAUCCAUCGCUCGCAGCCCGCUCGGCGUCGCUUUAGGAUUUAUUUGUUAUUUGUGGAGGUUUGGAGAGCACUGAUCCGUCGGCCGACGUUAAGACCUCUAAGCUUUACGGAUAAGAUUCGUAUUUAGAAGCUGUUCUAUAAUCCGGCGAACGCCGGCGUUCUGAGCGCGCGCCGCGUGUUAUUUAAUUCCGUUGUGGCAAUAAGCGCAUUCCCGUCCGUGUUCAUGCCAGAUCUGCAGCGCUUCAGCUUCCCGUACCAUAGCAUGAAUCCUUUGUUGGGGGGCAACGCGCAUCUCCAACAGCAUCCGCAGCAAGGUGAGGCUCCCGGACACCCGGACUCUCCGUCCGGGAUCCUGCCCGACGCCGUUUUCGGUGGAUCAGACCCGGCGUCCUUUUGGCUGGGUGAGCAAUCCGGACCGGGGCCCGACCAUCCGGGGCCCGACUUCACCGCACCCUCGCAGACGUCACUUUACCUCCCCCACGGCCACUACCACCACCACCAUCGCGCGGCUGUGUCGCAGCCCCCCGCCGCCAUGGCUCUCAGAAACGACCUGGGAUCCAACAUCAGCGUGCUGAAAACGCUCAAUCUGAGGUUCAGAUGCUUUCUAGCAAAAGUGCACGAAUUAGAGCGAAGAAAUAAGAUUUUAGAGAAGCAGCUGCAGCAGGCGCUGGACGCCAACAAAAGCUGUCAAGGUGGAUGCUGCGAGAGCAGGGGACGUACCCAGGAGGCAGGUGUGCAGACGGGAUUUGUCGGGACCCUACCUCUCCGGCCCGGCUCCCUUCCCUUCCACAACACCAACAACUCGGCAAGGAGGCCGACGGCGCAGUUCACACCACCGCUGGCUUCAACCCUGUCGCCUGCUGCUGCAGAGAACCCCGGCUCGACCCAAAUAAAUGCAACUUAUUAUCCGGCCAUCACCAUCAGCCAGGCCUCCCCCUGCGGGGACUCCCCCGGCUCCGGCUCCAAAACCUUCUGCAGCGCCAGCGCCGGUCCAGGGAGCUCUGCCAACCCUCCACCACGGUUUCUACCGGGCACCAUCUGGUCCUACAACCACACACGGAGGUUUGGCCCCGGUGCCGAGCGUCUGGCCAGCCCCGGAGUCCCCUGGGUGCAGCCUGACGGAGUCGGGGUCCAGAUUGACACCAUCACGCCUGAGAUAAGAGCCCUGUAUAACGUCCUGGCCAAAGUGAAGAGGGAGAGAGACGAGUAUAAACGCAGGUGGGAAGAAGAAUACACUAUGAGGAUGGAUCUGCAACAGAAAAUAGCCGACCUACAAGAGGACCUGCAAGAGAGUGAAGGCUGUCAGGACGAGUUGGCUGUCAGAGUUAAGCAGCUGAAGGCCGAGCUGGUUCUCUUCAAAGGCCUCAUGAGUAAUAACCUGUCUGAUUUGGACAGUAAGAUCCAGGAGAAAGCCAUGAAGGUGGACAUGGACAUCUGCCGCAGGAUCGACAUCACCGCUCGCUUGUGUGACGUCGCUCAGCAGAGGAACUGUGAAGAUGUCAUCCAGAUGUACCAGCAGGUUCCUAACCCAUCAGCGCUUCACUGCCGCCGGAAACAAACUCCUCUGUCUUUCAACGGCAGCGAGGGCGAUGAUCCCGUCCGCACCUCUGAAAGCGACGGCGGAGGGGUCAAAGAUGGAGACAACUGUGGCUCAUCGGCCAAUCAGAUCAAUGAGGAGAUGCAGAGGAUGCUGAACCAUCUACGUGAAUGUGAGUUUGAGGACGAUUGCGAUAGUCUGGCCUGGGAGGAGACUGAAGAGACUCUGCUCCUUUGGGAGGACUUCCCAGGAUGCACUCUGCCACCUGACCCCACCCACCCACCGGGAGAGGAGGACUGUCUGGAAAAGGUGAUAAAUGACACAGAAUGUCUUUUCAAGUCCCGAGAGAAGGAAUACCAAGAGACAAUUGACCAGAUUGAGCUGGAACUGGCCACAGCAAAGAGUGACAUGAACCGGCACCUCCACGAGUACAUGGAGAUGUGUUCGAUGAAGAGAGGCCUAGAUGUUCAGAUGGAGACCUGCAGGAGACUCAUCACACAAAGUGGAGACAGUGACUCUGCGGCGCCCGUGUCCUCUGAGGACGGUGACCGGAGGGACAGCGACAGGUCCUCAUCAUCGCCGCCUUCUUCCUCGAGUGCUAAACGAUCUUGACACUUCCUCAUUCCAGCAGCAACGGAGGCUGUGCUCACAUGACCUGCGACGCACCCAGCUACAGUACCGCGCUGAUGCAAUGCACCCCAGUAACUAUGGCAACACCAUGUUUACACAUGAACCUCUUCAUUUACGGAGUAUUUUCCUUCUCUCCGUGCAAGUCCACUUUGGUCCGGGGAGACUUUUCAGAGCUGAAACUAGGAAUGAGUAUCUGGAUUUCUGUCUUUACUACUUCAUGCAGAUGUCACUGACGCAAUAAGAGGUCUUCUUAUUGUAGGACCUAAUAUGACCUAGUUAUUUUGUGUCUAAGAGCAGCAGUCAAGAAGUUUAAUCUUAUCAUGGAGAAAUGUAAGGAUCCUGAAUGUAAGUUAACGGGCCGAUGUGCAGUACUGCAUGCUACUGGAAAGCAUAGCAUGACUUAUUCACUCCCAACACAGUAAGAACACACUUAAAAAUCUGGCCAUCUGAAGGACUAUCAGGCGAAUAUAUGUUGUAGAGUUACUGAAUCCUUAUGGUCCACUCUAUACAAAGUUACAGGCCUGUUAUUAUAAAACUAUGACUAAACAAAGACAAAAAGGGCAUAGUUGGGGUCUUGAAGUUACAGAGGUCUUUCUGUAUUUCUCGGUGUAAUAACCAGUUUAACCACAAGCAAAGCAAACCUUAUUUAAUUAAUAACUCAAAACAUCUCUGCUUUAUUUAGCAAAGCAUUAAGUGAGGAAAUUAUCAAAUAAAGAUCCAACGCAUUGGCUGUGGAGCUGCAGGGUUGUGUCGCUAAAUAUCAAAAUACCUCCUCCCUCUAGGAUCGGAUCCUAAAAAAAAGAAAAUAGAAACCUUUGGUGGUCUGUCACAGUUCUAUUAUUCAUCUGCUGUGAAUCACCUGAAUGUAACCAUGUUAUUCAUUAAUGAUGAGCUUUAAACUUAGAGGCUGAAACACAGGUAACAUUUCUGUUAUUAGCCACUAACACCAAAAAUUUCCGAGUAGACCACUCACAUUUAAAACAUUUCGUAACAACGAAUCUGAAAUACAUUGAACCUCACGUAUAAAUCUGUCAACGGUGCUUUAUAACCAGCCCAAAGUCCCAGGUGAGCACAGAGACGGACGUCCCAGUCCCCAUGGGAACUGCAUUGGUUUUCAGUUUUAAAUGCACCCUCUUGAAGUCAAUGUUGGGUCUUCAUUGCCCUCUGGCAAUAAUAAUACCGUGUGAUAAAGUGCACUGACGCCUGCCUGUUAUGUAGCUGUAACUAAUUAGUUUUAUUUUCAGCAGUAUUGUCAAAGGUCCGAGUCCGGCCUGGAUGGUUUGAGCAGUGCUGUUCGGCUGAAUAACCUAAAAGGAGAACAAAGGAAUGUCAAAAAUAGAGUAAGUUAGCCAUUUGGUGCCAAAAUAUAAUGGCCCGAUUGUAAAUAAACAAAGCUGCAGCUGCAGUUAGAUAAAAAAAAUGUAAAACCUAAUAUAGCUGCUAAAGCUAUUUCACCAAGGUGCUUGAUGUAUAUAAACUAAACCUAUUUUUGAGCCUGUUUGCACAUAGAAAGGAAGAGCAAAGCAGAAAUGUAUACGAAACAAUCAGCAAUGCUACUUGUAAAACAUGUAAGAUAAAGACGUCAACAUGCUGGAAACAAAACUUCUGUUACGUUCACGCGUCUCAUUCAUGUUGCAGGUGGGGAUCUAGAAUAAUGAAUUUUACACAUACCAUUUUUACUUUAAGUUUUAUUACGUAUAUUUAACCGUGAGUGUUUUACUUACACCGCUACCGUAGAACAUAUAUAUAUAUAUAUUACCUUGCUGCUGGAAUUCAUCACUGGCAUAGGAAUCCCCCCCUCCACCCCCCACCAUCACUGAUCUUUAAUCACACAACAUUGUCUAAAUAUCGUCCUGGCGGUAGUUUGUGAAAUAUUUCUUCUGCUUCCGCUGCGUCAACACUCGGUUUCCACAAUGGACGGUGGAGUUUAAUCUUGUUUAAAGUGGUGCAUGUGUGGCUAUCGCAUUCAUCUGAGUGCUAAACGCAGUGUUUCCACUACUGUUUGAAAAAAAGGAGGAUGCCAGAGAUAAGUUGUGUGGGACAUAAAACGCGCCAUCUCUUUUUAUGUAAGUUUUACUUUUGCUCACCGCGUGAGUCUCUGUGUAUGCAUGUGCGUCUGUUUUUGGGUGUUAUGUCUGUAUAGUGAGUGUUUUUAAAAAGACUUUUACCGGGGCAAAUCUACAUCACAAGGAAAAACAAAACAUUGGUCCUAUUGGAGGUUGUCUCUAUGUUUAGCAUUUGAGACUGAGAUGUCUUUUUGACAAUAAUCACCUCAAAUAUUGAAAUUAUCUAAAUCAAAUGACAAUGGUGGUCUUUUUUUCCAAUUGGUACGUUUUCUUUAUAAGUGGAUGUGGUUGCCAAAUAAAGUCAGUUUAAAGAUCACUCGCGUAAAAAAAAAGACUGAAAUGCAAAAUGCUUAAACAAAAUGACUGUAAAAUGACUUUGAUAAUAUAUGUGUAAUAGAAAUAUAGCUUUGGAUCCUUGUGUUCAAAGACUGCAAACGAAGAAUGUCCUCAGUCACACAUAUGGAAAGGAAUAAUUAUGGAAAAGAUGGCAGUCAAUCACAACAUAUUUCUUUCACUUUAAUGAGUGGACAAAAUAAUCAGAACUAAUUUGUGUCACAAAACAGUUUGAUGAUAAUCCUGAGGAACUUCUCCAGAUGUGUGACAAUGCAGCUUAAAGCUUUUAACAGCAGAGCAAAGUGUCAGAGACUGAAAGAAUAAAAUAUGCAACUGAGAGA